Corticium candelabrum is the source of this 2660-nucleotide messenger RNA. RefSeq lists its product as uncharacterized. The record is from RefSeq and is a predicted model, not a curated record. The transcript has 3 exons. The coding region runs from base 23 to 2464 and encodes 813 amino acids. NCBI's taxonomy places the organism in Eukaryota, Metazoa, Porifera, Homoscleromorpha, Homosclerophorida, Plakinidae.
GAUCAUUACCGUCUCUGCAGUUAUGGCGCAGCAGAAGGCUUUCUGUUCUGUAGAUUGCGACGCUGUCAUAAGCAAUACACUCGACACCGAACCGCGAGAGCGUCGUGAGACAGUGUACGCUCAAAUCAACCCAGUGACGUUCGUCGAGUUUGCUCCUUCCAGAGAGACAAGGGAAUCCGAACACAUUGCGCUCAAAGAGCACUCCUCUCCAAGCGCUGUCAGAGGUAAACUAACUAAUAAUCGUUCACCGACGACCGUGAAGUCUGGGCCAGGAAAACGUCGGAACGGCGGCGUUAUCCAGUAUGCUGACGUUGACUUCUCUUCAUCUUCGUACUCCAUAACGUCUCCAGACAAAAGUAAAGAUCCACCCAAUAGGACGUUAACAAUGUUGGAGGUGGCAGGAGCAGUCAAGAGCGACAACUAUGAAAACCUGCUUCGCCGAGUUCCAGUUCAGUCGUCCCCGACUUCCGGCCGGUCGAUUCCAUGUACGUUGUCACCUCCUCAUACUCCUGUUGCCACUUUGAAGUUUUUGGGGAAGGCAAAAGAGGGAAGAGACGAUUAUGAACAGUUCGUUUUAGGAAGCAGGACUCCGACAAAGGCUGAAACAGCCGAUUUAGACGAGGUUUUCGAAAGUAGAGUUACUCUGGAGUCUUCACAAGAGGUGGAGACUGAUGGAUCUGCUAUUAGCCGUGAUGAUGAUUCUCAGAACAGAGUUUCUUCCUCUUCUCCGGUUGCAGACGGUUCGUUGUAUUCUCGUCGAGCUUUGCCUCCUCGGCCUCCUCUGAAAAAAGCUAAGUCUGACCCAAAUCUCAUUUCUUGCAAGGCUGCAACUUUACUAGGACUCACUGAACAAGAUUUGGUUGAUAUGAAGUCAGACGGUGCCUCGCCAAGUCCAGAAUCAAUAGCAGAUUGUGGAUGUGCAAUAAAACCAAGAGAUACAGAGUACAGAAGAGAUCUUACGGGGUUACACAACUCCUACUCUUUCUUAUCAGAAGAUAAUAUUUUUCAUUUGUCAUACUUGGGCUCACAAUCAGUUGAGAGAACUUAUGGUGUUCUUGGAGAAGUAGCUGAUCAGAUGAUAAAGCAGUCUAAAGAUACAGGAGUGGAGAUGACUGUUAUUCUAAGUCCCUUAAAGUUAGAGGUUCGACCUGGUGUGGACAAGGAGGGUCUGACUUUUUCCACUAAACAGAUUGAGGGUAUUGAUGCUGGUGAAGUGGCUGGUAUUCUUGCGGUAGGAUUUGUUGUGGUGACUGAUGAAGCUGCAAUGUGCCAUGUGUUCAGUGCCAAAGAGGAAAACAGAGCCUUACAGAUGUGUCGACAAGUAUCUGCUCUAUUUCAUUCUGAUCAUGAUGUGGAAGAAAAUACUACUGCAGACGAAAUGCCAGACAACAAGUUUUGCUGCAGAUACAUGGGCAUGACUAUUGCUUCACAACCACAGGGAGUUCUGUUUGAGUGCAUUGACACCCUCCUUCAUAAUAGAGAUCCCAUCCAAUCGGUACAUGUUCAGAUGUCUGUGAACAAGUUGGCUAUCGUAUGUAAACUGAAAGACUUAUCCACGGAUGUCUGCAAUCAUAAUCCAGAAAAUGUGAAGGCAAUUGACGUCUUUGAAUUGGACAGUCGCGUAUUUGGCUACAUCCUUGACACUCAAUCUGGAUACGAAUGCCAUUGUUUCCGAUCUUCCUCACCAUCUGUAGCAACCAAAAUAGCAAGAACACUUCGUAUUGCUGUACAGGAGGCAUUCAGAAUGAAAAACAACUUCACAGAGCCUAUCAAGAAAGGAGAGAAUGGAUCGUUGGGGAAAUUUGUUUCUCGUCUGAGACGUUGGAGAAGCAGUUAUGUUGCAAAAAAACAGAUAACAUUACACCCAACAUCACGUAGCUACUUUUACACAAGCCUUAGUACAGAUUCAUGUCCUCUGCAGGAAGACACAUGUGCCAUAGACUGUUUACAGAGUCGGGAGAGAUGUUCAACCAGCAGCUUCUUUGUAGAUUUGGAAGGAUCAUUGCCAAACAGGGGGCUUUCCACGAGCAUGCCCAGUUCAAGUGACAAUAACCUUAGCUCACCCAUCAAAUCACAAACAUAUACAGCUAUCUAUGUUGGAUCAGCAACAGCUGAACUUCCUGCUAGUGGCCAGAUGGUGAUAGACCUAUUGCUGAAGAUGGAGACGGAAGGUGCAGCAGCAGGACUAUCGGGAGAUGGCAAGACAAUCAUUCAAAUCAAACUCUCACCACAGGCAGUUACUCUAAUAGAUGCUAAUGAAAAGGCAUUUUUCCGAAGAUACUACUCUAAAGGAGCGUUAGCUGGGCUUGCCCGGCACAGUCACGAAAAGGACAUAAUCGGUAUGUGGACACAGUCAAAGAGGCCGCCGGCGGUUACUAAGUGUCACAUCUUCAAAAAGGCCAUGCAUAACAUGACAAGUAUAGUCCAGGCAUUCGAACAGAACUUUGAUCUCAAGUGUGAUUAGCAUUAGGUAGUUCUGUGUGACUGAGCUAUCAUCCAUCCAUAAUCUUAGAUUCUAUGUGUAGUUUCUACACCUAACAAGUAUUGUUUAGCAAGAAGUAGGUUAACAAGAACAGAUAGUCUAUCCUGUGUUUGUGUUCUAUUUGUGGAAAUCUGAUCAGAAUUAGUUUCUAUUAUUUUAUUCUAAUGUGGUGCUGCCA